Coregonus sp. 'balchen' is the source of this 29737-nucleotide messenger RNA. The record is from the annotation of a GenBank genome assembly. Lineage: Eukaryota; Metazoa; Chordata; Actinopteri; Salmoniformes; Salmonidae.
AUGACACCCAGAGGCUGCGGUACAGAGAAGCAUAAUCAUUACAACAAUUAAUAUCUUUAAAAAAUAAAAAUUUAAAAUGUCUGAGCUUCAUGAGUCUCACCCGACAGCAGGUUGGCGUCUGAAACUGAACAUUUUAAUAUACGGUAGGCAUAAGCUAUUCCUGUAAAGAAAUACAGUAUGUUAAAGUAAUUUUUACAGGAGGCUUUCAAUUACAGUUAAUAACAGUAUUUCUCAGCAUUUUACCCAUAAUGCAGUGCAAUAUACAGCAUAAAUUCUGUAAAACACAUUUAAGAUAUUUUACAGUGCAUUCCACAGUGUUUUACUGUUGAAAUUACCGAAAAGUCUUACAGUGUAGGAUAAUAUUAAUGUUCUCCAUGAUCCACUUGACAGUGGGGGCCUUGCUCCUCUCUGUCAGUAUUUUCCAAUAGGCCUUGUGUUCUCUCAUGGUUUCUGAGACAAUGAGGUGGUGUUUUCAUGUUCUCCACUUAUCUCUUAAUAUUACUGUAUAUUAUAUUAAUGUUCUCUGUUCUACCCCCUCUUCAGCUAAGCCCUUCAGUAUGAUCGAGAGGUGCUGGUGUCGUUCUACAGUUAACACCGUCCCCCAGCGCAACAUCAGAGAACUGAAGUUCCUACACACACCCAACUGCCCCUUCCAAGUGAUGUGAGUACCUCGCCAACACACACAUGCACAGGUUAUAGGCAAGAUCAUGCGCUAAAAGGGGUGAUAGGUCUCUCCUUCUGGUCGGACAUUUCACACCAUCAAUCUCAUGGAGCUGACGGCCAGUGAAAGGAGCUCCUGAGGCGCACACACACACACCCUCUCUCGCGCUCUCUCGCGCUCUCUCGCUCUCUCUCUCUCUCUCUCUCUCUCUCUCUCUCUCUCUCUCUCUCUCUCUCUCUCUCUCUCUCUCUCUCUCUCUCUCUCUCUCUCUCUCUCUCUCUCUCUCUCUCAUACACAUACACAUACACAUACACAUACACAUACACAUACACAUACACAUACACAUACACAAAUACACACACACACACACACACACACAGGUUACAGGCAAGCUCAUGCACACACACUCCCAAGAUCUCCUGGCUCUAAAAGGGGUGACAGGUCGAUCCUUCUGGUCAGACAUUUCACACCAUCAAUCCCAUGGAGCUGACGGCCAGUGAAAGGAGCUCCUGAGGCGCACACACAAACACACAAACACACUGCUGAUGCCCUUCUCAUUGUCCAUUCUGUAAGCCAUGCACACAUAAUUAGACACAUCCAUAGGAAGUGUAUCGUGAAAAAGAGUGUGCGUGAGGGGGUUGGGAAUUGGAUAAAGUUUUAUUUUCAACAGGAAAACAUUAAUAGCAGCUCUAAAUAAUUGGCCUGUUUUCUCAUACACUGUGGCUUUCAUCUAACUCCUAACUCAUAGGGUCUGAUACUGCUCAACAUUAUGAGAUUGUUGUGUGUGUGUGUGUGUGGAGAGAGGUGGGGUGUGUAUGUUAAGCAAUAAUAGAUGAGAGCUUGGCAUGCUUCAUUGUGAUUUUAGCACAGCUGUGAUAUGGUCAUCGGUACAAGGUGCUAACAUACACUGUAUACUAACAGGCUAAACAUGUUAUGUUUAUAACGUGUACUACACACUUCAAGCACUGACCCCCACAUAGAGACAUGUGAUCUAACCCAUACCCCGUCUGCAAAUAGGUUACAGUUAUUCUGGACUAAGCCAAUAGCCACACAGGUUAUUCUGGACAUAUCCAAUAGCUACAUGGUUGGGGUUAUUCCGUCAAAAGGCAAGAUGGGAUGGAUCAUGGAUCCCUCUACUUACCAAUCUUCAACUGUCUAUCAUUAAAACCAAUACAGCUAAAUGCUUAAAACUCUCCAGGAAUUCCAAUCUGUAACACUUGUAAAUCUCCACUUCUCUAAUGUGUGUAUCUGCAGAUAAUUUGGCUACAUCUGAAACAUAUCUCCUCCAAGGGGACUAUUUAACAUGCCAGCAGCAUACCACCCUGCAUCCAACUGCUGGCUUGCCACUGAAGCUAAGCCUGGUUGGUCCCUGGAUGGGAGACCAGAUGCUGCUAGAAGUGGUGUUGGAGGGCCAGUAGGAGGCACUCUUACCUCUGGUGUAAAAACAUAUCCCAAUGCCCCAGGGCUGUGAUUGGGGACAUUGCCCUUUGUAGGGUGUCAUCUUUCGGAAGGGACGUUAAACGGGUGUCCUGACUCUCUGUGGUCACUAAAAUAUCCCAUGGCACUUAUUAUAAGAGUAGGGGUGUUAACCCUGGUGUCCUGGCUAAAUUCCCAAUCUGGCCCUCAUACCAUCAUUGCCACCUAAUCAUCCCCAGCUUCCAAUUUGCUCAUUCACCCCCCCCCCCCCCCCCCUCCUCUCCCCUGUAACUAUUCCCUGGGUCAUUACUGUAAAUGAGAAUGUGUUCUCAGUCAACUGACCUGGUAGAAAAUAGAAACUGGGCUAGGGAUGAGGAAUUAACUAGUUGAUAGCUUCAUGAGUGACAGACAGAAGUGACUGGAUCUCUUAAUUCAAGCAGCCAAAUGCACAGUUGACAAGCUAGUGGUCAUUUAAUCUGCUAGCCUAGGACAGAUAUUAAGGUGAUAACAGUAUGAUUAUAGUGGGUGAGGAUAGCGGUUGGUGGCACAUAUAACAAGAAGGGGUGAUGCCAGAGCAGCGCGGCUUAAGCCCGUAAAGAUAUGGAGACAAUGUAGAGUUCAGGAAAGUGAUGUAACGCUAACUUUUAUUGACUAAGGCUGUGACUGUAAAUGGAGUUAGAGAAUAUUGUCGAAUUUUAGAGCGACAUCCCUCCAGCGCAGCCUUAGUGAGCUGCCUGAGUGAGAUAUUGUCCAGAGAGUUUCUCCUGUGUUGUUACUAGAGGAGAACUCCAACUCUGAAUGGGGCUCAGAUGCUCAAGGGUUGGUUUAAGAGAUAAGCACCUAUAGAUGUUCGAUAUCAACUCAAAGUUAAUUGAUCAUGUGCACAGGAUAAACGGCACAGUGAAAUGCUUACUUGAAAGCUCUCCUCAACAGUGCAUAUACACAGCUUUCCAUAUCACUGCACAUAAAUGAUGAUAGAAUGGAGGUGAAAAUUAGGCAGUCUGUGCUGGAAUGGAACAGGGCACCAGAAACUAUCAAUCUCAUCCCUUUCUUCUUUCUCAAUUAAUCUUAUCCCUCUCUUUUCUCUCUUUGUAGUGCCAAGCUGAAGAACCACAAGGAGGUGUGUAUCAACCCCGAGACCAAGUGGCUGCAGCAGUACCUGAAGAAUGCCCUCAACAAGUAAGGGACCCUUUAAGAUAACCUACAACCUAAAACGCAUUCAUGUCUACACAGAAACAUGGUAUCUGAGAGUAACAGAAAAUGACAUUCUCCUCAGAAAAAUACAUUCUCCUCAGAAAAUGACAUUCUCCUCAGAAAAUGACAUUUUCCUCAGAAAAAUACAAUCUCCUCAGAAAAUGACAUUCUCCUCAGAAAAUGACGUUCUCUCUAUGCUCCACUUCAUCAGGACAGUAGUAAAGUAGUACAUUCUCAGGGCCGAAUCGGAUCUUGAUCUGCAUGCGUGCGUAACUUUUAAUGCACGCCUGCCAAUGACAUUCAUAGACCUACAUGAUUUAGGGGAAAGCCAAGGUUAUGCGUGCAGAAAUGAAAGGAUAAGGAUUGGGCUCUAAGCCUGGAUUGCUCUACAGAAAAAGUUUAAUUUAAAUCAGAUGGACUGGUCAUAUUCAGGAUAGCCUGAACACAGAUGUAACAUCACAUUUAUGGGUAGCACUUUAGUUUACAGUGCUGAAAUAAGAGGAUAACGUCCGGAAAGUACCAGGAAACAACAGCGAAAUAAGAGGGAAGCAACCAGGUAAGAACGCGGUAAUUAAUCAUUAAUAGUUUGUUUGUAGCUGCAAAGUAUUGAUAUACAUUUUAUUUGUCACAUGCGCCGAACACAACAGGUGUAGACCUUACCGUGAAAUGCUUACUUGCUAACAAUGCAGUUAAGAAAAUAUUUACUAAAUAAACUAAAGUAAAAAUAAAAAAUAAAAAUAAAAAGUAACACAAUAAAUAACAAUAAUGAGGCUAUAUACAGGGGGUACCGGUACCGAGUCAAUGUGCGGGGGUACAGGUUAGUCGAGGUAAUUGAGGUAAUAUCUACAUGUACAGUGCAUUAAGGCCUGAUUGGUGGAGUGCUGCAGAGAUGGUUGGUCCUUCUGGAAGUUUCUCCCAACUCCACAGAGGAAUUCUGGAGCUCUGUCAGAGUGACCAUCGGGCCCUACUCCCCCGAUUGCUCAGUUUGGCCGGGCGGCCAGCUCUAGGAAGAUACUUGGUGGUUCCAAACUUCUUACAUUUAAGAAUGAUGGAGGCCACUGUGUUCUUGGGGACCUUCAAUGCUGCAGACAUUUUUUGGUACCCUUCUCAGAUCUGUGCCUCGACACAAUCUUGUCACUGCGCUCUACGGACAAUUCCUUCGACCUCAUGGCUUGGUUUUUGCUCUGACAUGCACUGUCAACUGUGGGACCUUACAUAGACAGAUGUGUGCCUUUCCAAAUCAUGUCCAAUCAAUUGAAUUUACCACAGGUGGACUCCAAUCAAGUUGUAGAAACAUCUCAAGGAUGAUCAAUGGAAACAGGAUGCACCUGAGCUCAAAUUCGAGUCUCAUAGCAAAGGGUCUGAAUAUUUUGUAAAUACGGUAAAAAAAAAAUUUUUUUUAGACAUUUUCCUAAAUUUAUAAAAACCUGUUUUCGCUUUGUCAAUAUGGGGUAUUGUGUGUAGAUUGAUGAGGAAAAAUCAAUUUUAGAAUAAGGCUGUAAUGUAACAAAAUGUAGAAAAAGUCAAGGGGUCUGAAUACUUUCCGAAUGCACUGCAGGUACGGGGAAAGUCACUAUGCAUAGAUAAUAAACAGUGAGUAGCAGCAGCGUAAGAAAAUGCAAAUAGUCCGGGUAGCCAUGUGAUUAACUGUUCAGCAGUCUUAUGGCUUAGGGGUAGAAGCUGUUAAGGAGCCGUUUGGAACUAGACUUGGCGCUUCGGUACCGCUUGCCAUGCGGUAGCAGAGAGAACAGUCUAUGACUAGGGUGGCUGGAGUCUUUGACAAUUUUUAGGGCCUUCUUCUGACACCGCCUGGUAUAGAGGUCCUGGAUGGCAGGAAGCUUGGCCCCAGUGAUGUACUGGGCCAUACGCACUACCCUCUGUAGCGCCUUGCGGUCAGAUAACGAGCAGUUUCCAUACCAGGCGGUGAUGCAACCAGUCAAGAUGCUCUCGAUAGUGCAGCUGCAGAACGUUUUGAGGAUCUGAGGACCCAUGCCAAAUCUUUUUAGUCUCCUGAAGGGGAAUAGGCAUUGUCGUGCCCUCUUCACGACUGUCUUGGUGUGUUUAGACCAUGAUAGUUUGUUGGUGAUGUGGACACCAAGGAACCUGAAGCUCUCGACCUGCUCCACUACAGCCCCGUCGAUGAGAAUGGGGGCGUGCUCGGCCCUCCUUUUCCUGUAGUCCAUGAUCAGGUCCUUUGUCUUGAUCACGUUUAGGGAGAGGUUGUUGUCCUGGCAGCACACUUCCAUAUUUCUGACCUCCUCGCUAUAGGCUGUCUCAUAGUUGUCGGUGAUCAGGCUUACCACCGUUGUGUUGUCGGCAAACGUAAUAAUGGGUUGUGCUUGGCCACGUCGUGCUUGACCAUGCAGUCGUGGGUAAACAGGGAGUACAGGAGGGUACUAAGCAUGCACCCAUGAGGGGCCCCCGUGUUGAGGAUCAGUGUGGCAGAUGUCUUGUUGCCUACCCUUACCACCUGGGAGCGGCCCGUCAGGAAGUCCAGGAUCCAGUUGCAGAGUGAGCUGUUUAGUCCCAGGGUCCUUAGCUUAGUGAUGAGCUUUGAGGGCACUAUGGUGUUGAACGCUGAGCUGUAGUCAAUGAACAGCAUUCUCACUUAGCUGUUCCUUUUGUCCAGGUGGGAAAGGGCAGUGUGGAGUGCAAUAGAGAUUGCGUCAUCUGUGGAUCUGUUAGGGCGGUAUGCGAAUUGGAGUUGGUCUAGGAUUUCUAGGAUGAUGGUGUUGAUGGGAGCCAUGAUCAGCCUUUCAAAGCACUUCAUGGCUACCGACGUAAGUGCUACGUGGCGGUAAUCAUUUAGGCAGGUUACCUUGGCGUUCUUGGGCACAGGGACUAUGGUUGUCUGCUUGAAACAUGUAGGUAUUACAGACUCGGUCAGGGACAGUUUGAAAAUGUCAGUGAAGACACUUGCCAGUUGGUCAACACAUGCUCUUAGUACACGUCCUGGUAGUCCGAAUGUUGACCUGUUUAAAGGUCUUACUCACAUCGGCUACGGAGAGCGUGAUCACACAGUAGUUCGGAACAGCUGUUGCGCUCAUGCAUGCUUCAAUGUUGCUUGCCUCGAAGCGCGCAUAGAUGUAAUUUAGCUCGUCUGGUAGGUUCGUGUCACUGGGCAGCUCACGGCUGGGCUUCCUUUUGUAGUCCGUAAUAGUUUGCAAGCCCUGCCACAUAUAGAUGAAAACUCUCUUGGUAAAUAGUGGGGUCUACAGCUUAUCAUGAGGUACUCUACCUCAGGCGAGCAAAACCUCAAGACUUCUUUAAUAUUAGAUUUCGCUCACUACUGUUAUUGUCAAAUAGACACAGACGACCACCCCUCGUCUUACCGGAGGUAGCUGUUCUGUCUUGUCGAUGCACGGAAAACCCAGCCAACUGUGUAUUAUCCAUGUCGUCGUUCAGCCACGACUCGGUUUAAAAUAUAAGAUAUUACAGUUUUUAAUGUCCCGUUGGUAGGAUAGUCUCAAACUGAGCUCAUCCAGUAUAUUCUUCAAUGAUUGCACUUUGGCCAAUAGGACGGAUGGUAGAGGCGGGUUACCCGUUCACGGACAAAAUCGCUCAAGGCACCCGGAUCUGCGUCCCCUGUAUCGCGUCUCCUCUUCAUGCGAAUGACUGGGAUUUGGGCCUGGUCCGGGAGCAGCAGUAAAUCCUUCACGUCCGACUCGUUAAAGAAAAGAUCUUUGUCCAGUUCGAGGUGAGUAAUCGCUGUUCUGAUAUCCCAAAGCUCUUUUCGGUCAUAAGAGACAGAGGCAGAAACAUUAUGUACAAAAUAAGUUACAAACAACGCGAAAAAACACAAAAUAGCACAAAUGGUUAGGAACCCGUAAAACGGCAGCCAUCCCCUCUGCGCCAUUCUGGUUAUGUAGGAACAACUAUUAAUAAAGAAGAACUAUCAAUAAUAGAGGCUAUACUUAUUAAGAAUUACUUGGAACUUUCACUUUUGGGUCUUUGCUUGUUGCUGGGUAGUUGCCAUCUUGUUUCCAUCUUGUUUCCGAUUACUUUCAUGUCGUUACCCAGUUAUUUCAUCACUGUGCUUAAAUAAAUAUGAUGUACCUUACAUGUUACUUCAUGUGUAGUUUCACCAUAUUUUCAGUGUACCUACGGGACAUAGACACUGUAUUCUAAAGCAAUGCUCUGUUCCCCUGUUACUGUGUAAAUUACUAUAACUAUAAUUACUACUUUCACCAUAGUUUCUGUGUACCUAAUGGGGCCUUUACACUGUAUUCUAAAGCAGUGCUCUGUUCCAAUGUUACCGUGUAAAUUACUAUGACUUUGACCAUAGUUUGUGUACCUUACUGUUACUUUCUGUAUAGUUUCUGCAUAGUUUCAGUGUACCUACGGGGUCUUGAAACUGCAUUCUAAAGCAAUGCUCUGUUCCCCUGUUCCUGUGUAAAUGACGGUUACUUUCACCUUACUGUUACUUUCUUUAGAUUUCCACAGAUAGAUUAACACCACAAUCACUAUUAAUUAAGCUACUUUCAUAAAUGGAACAGCAUACAGUUGAUUAUUUCCAUGACUUGCUAAUAGUUUCUACAUAGCACAAGAAACAUAAAUAAAAGACUCUGUUAGUAUGGGUGCAAGUAAGUAGCCUGAUGAUGGCUUCAGUUGACAGCUACUGGACAGUCCCAUUACAGCCGAAGCAAUCCACACAUUGAUAUCCACAUUGGUUUGCAUCAAUACUAUGAGGCCCAGACAUGGGGCCUGUGUAUUAUUUAGCUAUAGUUGACUGUACUGUAGCUAGCUAGCUGACGUUAGCCGGUAAAGAUGGCCGUCGAUCCUGGUGACUCGCGAAUGGAAGGUGCUUGUCCAACCAACAAUUGCUUUGCUGGCAAGACUCGGCUUGGUAGCUAGUCCUCGUCAGUCUUUACGCAACCCAGCGAUAUUCCUCCAUGCACAUGUAGCCGGUGUGCUGCGCCUAUGUGUGAUGUCGUGUGUGUUGCGUUCUGGCGAUUGUAAAAAGAGUCAUGCUGAGGGUUGGCUUUAUUCUCGGAUCAGGCAAAAGGAAAAGGGACAUCAGGGCUAGACGUCAUCAAUACUGUACAUAGCGGUGCCUCCCCUCUUGUUCAGUUAAUAACAGCACUCUUUCUACAUUCUCAGUGUAGGCUUGAAUAAAUAACAUACAAUAAUGACAGACAUUAAAAUAUACCUUUAAAGUAUACAUUAGAAUAGAUUAGGGCACCAAUGUUGAAUAGUGCUGAGCGAUUAACGACAUUUCGGUAAUUUUUCAGUUUUUAAACAACUAAUUGACUGACGUCGAUUCAAUUAUUUGAAUUGCAUUUCUUUCUUUUUUUCAGUGAGCUCAAUGCCCAGUUUCUCUAGAGAUAAAUCAGAUCAAGCCCGAACUGUGCGAUGUAGUAGUGAGUUGUAGUUUUCAACAAGCCAAUAUUCUACAUGGUUCAACGCAGAAAACGUGGCAAUUGACUACAAUGACCAUAAUCCAUUGCGCGCCUACUUGUCCUGUCUAUGUGGGGCAGACAGAGAGAGAGAGAAGAGACAGGAGAACACUCUAUCGAGAGGGAUAGAGAGCAGUUGCUUUGCGAGGUAUCUUUACCUGAAAAUACAUGAUCUGUGAUUGAUAGUUGGUAUUCAGCAGUCAUAAAAGUAUGCCUUAUUUACUUUGAAGAACUACUAAAAUAGUGAUUUUGUCAGACAGCAUAGGCAGCAGCUCUGUAGAGAGGAUAUGAUGACUUGGAAUGAAAUAAUAAAGUCAUCAAAUAAAACAAAUGUAAUAAACUAUUAAAGUAAUUAAUGUGAAUAAAUUAUGGUUAAUAAAUGAUAAGCAGGAAUGGGCAGUCACUACCAUCAUGGGACUUUUAUUAUUUGUUUUAUUCUGUGUUGUUACAGCAUUCAACCCAAAUAAUGUCUAGGUCAUUUAAUAUAAAAAAAUAUAAUCAAAACAUAGACUACCAGUUAAAAGUUUGGACACACCUACUCAUUCAAGGGUUUUUCUUAAUUUUUUACUAUUUUCUACAUUGUAGAAUAAUAGUGAAGACAUCAAAACUAUGAAAUAACACAUAUGGAAUCAUGUAGUAACCAAAAAAGUGUUAAACAAAUCUAAAUAUAUUUUAUAUAUGAGAUUCAAAUAGCCACCCUUUGCCUUGAUGACAGCUGUGCACACUCUUGGCAUUCUCUCAACCAGCGUCAUGAGGUAGUCACCUGGAAUGCAUUUCAAUUAACAGGUGUGCUGUUACAGGAGGGGGUUGCAGUUCCGGAGCGACCCACUAGGUGUCAUCCUCCGACAACCUUAGGCACCUCCUCACUCACAGUCUGGACUAAUCAUGAUCCUAUUGGUGUCACCUGUGUCUACCUGUUCACCUGUGUAUUUAUGCCCUCACGUCCCUGUGUUCCCUUGCUCAGUUUUCUCUGCUAGUUUCACUAUGCCUAGCAGUACUAAUCAGUGUCUGAUCGCGGGACGUAUGGACAGGUACGUGAGAAGUGUUCUCCCUGUUUAUUAAUUAUUUCAGUCACAGUUAGUAAUUCAUAUUUUGGCUGUCAGCCUGUUUUUUGGAGUCUUAUUUGCUCCGCCUUUCUUUUUAGUGUAAAGUCCGUUGUUUUGUAUCCUGGUUUUGGGACCACCAGUAAAGAUCCUUGUUUCGCCAUCUCUGCCUACUGCCUACUGUCUAACCUGCACCGCACCUGGGUCACACCUCACACCAACCCUUACAGUGUGCCUUCUUAAAAGUUAAUUUGUGAAAUUUCUUUCCUUCUUAAUGCGUUUGAGCCAAUCAGUUAUGUUGUGACAAGAAGAUAGCCCUAUUUGGUAGACAAGUCCAUAUUAUGGAAAGAACAGCUCAAAUAAGCAAAGAGAAACGACAGUCCAUCAUUACUUUAAGACAUGAAGGUCAGUCAAUAUGGAACAUUUCAAGAACUUUGAAAGUUUCUUCAAGUGCAGUCGCAAAAACCAUCAAGCGCUAUGAUGAAACUGGCUCUCAUGAGGACCGCCACAGGAAAGGAAGACCCAGAGUUACCUCUGCUGCAGAGGGUACGUUAAUUAGUUACCAACCUCAGAAAUUGCAGCCCAAAUAAAUGCUUCACAGAGUUCAAGUCACAGACACAUCUCAACAUCAACUGUUCAGAGGGGACUGUGUGAAUCAGGCCUUAAUGGUUGAAUUCCUGCAAAGAAACCACUACUAAAGGACACCAAUAAGAAGAAGAGACCUGCUUGGGUCAAGAAACACGAGCAAUGGACAUUAGAAAUGUGUCCUUUGGUCUGGAGUCCAAAUUUGAGAUUUUUGGUUCCAACCGGCGUGUCUUUUUGAGACGCGGUGUGGGUGAUCGGAUGAUCUCUGCAUGUGUAGUUCCCACCAUAAAGCAUGGAGAAGGAGGUAUUAUGGUGUGGGGGUGCUUUCCUGGUGACACUGUCUGUGAUUUAUUUAGAAUUCAAGGCACACUUAACCAGCAUAGCUACCACAACAUUCUGCAGCGAUACGCCAUCCCAUCUGGUUUGGGCUUAGUGGGACUAUCAUUUGUUUUUUAACAGGACAAUGACCCAACACACCUCCAGGCUGUUUAAGGGCUAUUUUACCAAGAAGGAGAGUGAUGGAGUGCUGCAUCAGAUGACCUGGCCUCCACAAUCCCCCGACCUCAACACAAUUGAGAUGGUUUGGGAUGAGUCGGACGGCAGAGUGAAGGAAAAGCAGCCAACAAGUGCUCAGCAAAUGUGGGAACACCUUCAAGACUGUUGGAAAAGCAUUCCAGGUGAAGCUUAUUGAGAGAAUGCCAAGAGUGUGAAAAGCUGUCAUCAAGGCAAAGGGUGGCUAUUUGAAGAAUCUCAAAUAUAAAAUCUAUUUUAAUUUGUUUAACACUUUUUUGGUUACUUUAUGAUUCCAAAUGUGUUAUUUCAUAGUUUUGAAAUGUGUUAGCCAGGUGCUAAACUUAGCUUGCUAGCAAGUUAGCUUCGUCAUGUUAAGGACAGAUAAAAAUUUACUGGGGGAGGGGUGGUCCAAAAUAGGCAAGGGUUGUCAAACAUUUUUUUUGCUUUGGGGAGGGUUGUGUGGUUUUUUGGGGGGCACAAGGGAGGGUAGUGUGUUUUUUCCCUGGUUUACAUACUCUCUUCAUCUCGUAUUUUCCCUAUAAACAAUGGCUUACUUUUGAUAUUACCCUAAUAAAGUUUAGAAAUGUUUGUGAAGGUUUGGUAUGGUGUGACUAUUAUUAAGCUUUAGCUACUGCAGGCCUAUGAUAUGAAAGCAGUACCCCCUGUGCUCCAACUGACUCUGACAGUUUGUCAAGGUAGAUGUAGGUGGGUGUGGGUGGAAUCAGGCGCAGGACGCAGUACGUUAGUCCAACAGACUUUAGUGAUGCACAGCAAAACAAACACGAAAUAACUGCCCUGAGGCAAAAGCUCCGCACGUAGGCGAAAACACAAGCGCACAAACAGGUGCGACGAAAUACUCCAAAACUAAGGAGCAAAAUAGCUCAACCGAGCAAACAGUAAUAUUCCAGCCUACCGGCACGACAGUAAAACAAUCACACACAACACUAGACAAACACAACGAGAACUUAUAGGACACUAAUUACACUAAACGAUAACAGGUGUACAACAAUCAGACAAAAGCAAACGAACAUAGAAACAUACAACGGUGGCAGCUAGUAUUCCGGAGACGACGAACGCCGAAGCCUGCCCGAGCAAGGGAGAGAGGCAGCCUCGGCCGAAACCGUGACAGUACCCCCCCCUUGACGCGCGGCUCCAGACGUGCGCCGACUCCGGCCUCGGGGACGACCAGGAGGACGCGGAGCAGGGUGCGUCGGGUGCCCACGAUGGAAUUCCGUCAGGAGAGACGGGUCCAAAAUGUCUCUCCUCGGCACCCAUCACCGCUCCUCCGGGCCGUACCCCUCCCACUCCACUAGAUAUUGGAGACCCCCCAUCCGACGUCUCGAAUCCAAGAUGGACCGUACGGAGUACGCCGGUGCCCCCUCGAUGUCCAAUGGGGGCGGAGGAGUCUCCCUGAUCUCACUUUCUUGGAGUGGGCCAGCUACCACCGGCCUGAGAAGAGACACAUGGAACGAGGGGUUAAUACUCUUAUACUCAACAGGUAGUUGUAAUUUGUAACACACCUCGUUCAACCUUCUCAGGACUUUAAAUGGCCCUACAAACCGCCGACCCAGUUUCCGACAGGGCAGGCGGAGGGGCAGGUUUCUGGUAGAGAGCCAGACUCGAUCACCAGGUGCGUACACCGGUCCCUCACUGCGGUGGAGAUCGGCGCUCGCCUUAUGACGUCGGAGAGCCCGCUGCAGGUGGACGUGUGCAGCGUUCCAUGUCUCCUCCGAGCGCCGCGCCCACUCAUCCACCGCAGGAGCCUCGAUCUGGCUCUGCUGCCAAGGUGCCAGAACCGGCUGGUAACCUAACACACAUUGAAAAGGGGUUAGGUUAGUGGAGGAAUGGCGUAGGGAAUUCUGGGCCAUCUCGGCCCAGGGAACGUACCUUGCCCACUCCUCCGGCCGGUCCUGGCAGUAUGUUCUAAGAAACCUACCCACAUCCUGGUUCACGCUUUCCACCUGCCCAUUACUCUCCGGGUGGUAACCCGAGGUGAGGCUCACCGAGACCCCCAACCGCUCCAUAAAAGCUCUCCAGACUCUGGAGGUAAAUUGGGGACCUCGAUCAGACACAAUAUCCUCGGGUACCCCGUAGUGCCGGAACACAUGGGUGAAUAGUGCUUCGGCGGUUUGCAGGGCAGUAGGAAGGCCCGGCAUAGGGAGCAAACGACAGGCCUUAGAAAACCGGUCCACAACGACCAGUAUAGUGGUAUUCCCCUGUGAAGGAGGAAGGUCAGUGAGGAAAUCCACCGAGAGGUGAGACCAUGGUCGUUGUGGAACGGGCAGGGGUAGUAACUUACCCCUAGGCAGAUGUCUAGGCGCCUUACACUGGGCGCACACCGAGCAGGAGGAAACAUAAACCCUCACAUCCCUCGCCAACGUGGGCCACCAGUACUUGGUACUAAGACAGUGCACUGUCCGGCCGAUACCAGGGUGUCCAGAGGAGGGUGACGUGUGAGCCCAAUAGAUCAAACGAUCCCGAACCUCGAGCGGAACGUACUUCCGACCCUCCGGGCAUUGAGGUGGACUAGGGUCGGUGCGUAACGCCCGCUCGAGUUCGGCAUCGACCUCCCACACUACCGGUGCCACCAGACAAGACUCCGGCAGUAUGGGAGUGGGCUCCACGGACCUCUCCUCCGUGUCAUACCGCCGAGACAGUGCGUCUGCCUUACCGUUCUGUGACCCAGGGAUGUACGUGAUCUUAAAUGUGAAACGGGUCAAAAACAUAUUCCACCUCGCCUGGCGAGGGUUCAGCCUCCUCGCUGCCCAGAUGUACUCCAGGUUAGGGUGGUCCGUCAAAAUGAGGAAAGGGUGUUGAGCCCCCUCAAGCCAGUGCCUCCACACCUUUAGGGCCUGUACCACGGCUAACAACUCCCUGUCCCCCACGUCAUAGUUUCGCUCCGCCGGACUGAGCUUCUUGGAAUAAAAGGCACAGGGGCGGAGCUUAGGUGGCGCGCCGGACCGUUGCGACAGCACGGCUCCUAUACCGGCCUCUGACGCGUCCACCUCUACCUGAAAUGGCAAAGAGGGAUCCGGAUGCGCCAGCACCGGAGCCGAGGUAAACAGGUCCUUCAGCCUCCCAAACGCCCUGUCCGCCUCGGCUGACCACUGCAGACGCACCGGACCCCCCUUCAAAAGAGACGUUAUGGGAGCUGCCACCUGUCCAAAACCCCGGAUAAACCUCCGGUAAUAAUUCGCAAACCCCAAAAACUGCUGCACCUCCUUCACAGUAGUUGGCGUUUGCCAAUUACGCACGGCUGACACCCGGUCUACCUCCAUCUUCACCCCUGACGCAGACAACUGAUAACCCAAAAAGGAGACCGACUCCUGGAAGAACAGACACUUCUCUGCCUUGACAUACAAGUCGUGCUCCAACAGUCUCCGCAACACUCGGCGCACCAGGGCCACAUGCUCGACUCGGGUAGGUGAGUACACGAGAAUGUCAUCGAUGUACACGACCACCCCCUGCCCCUGCAUGUCCCUGAAGAUCUCAUCCACAAAUGAUUGGAAAACUGAAGGAGCGUUCAUCAACCCGUAUGGCAUGACAAGAUACUCGUAAUGGCCCGAGGUGGUACUAAAGGCCGUCUUCCAUUCAUCGCCCCCCCUAAUGCGCACCAAGUUGUACGCGCUCCUGAGAUCUAAUUUAGUGAAGAAACGCGCCCCGUGCAAUGACUCCGUCAUGGUCGCAAUCAGCGGGAGUGGAUAACUGUACUUCACCGUGAUCUGAUUGAGACCACGGUAAUCAAUGCACGGGCGUAAUCCUCCAUCCUUUUUCUUCACAAAAAAGAAACUCGAGGACGCAGGGGAAGUGGAAGGCCGUAUGUAUCCUUGUCUCAGUGAUUCGUCUAUGUACGUCUCCAUAGCUCUCUUCUCCUCCUGAGACAGAGGAUACACAUGGCUCCGUGGGAGCGCAGCUCCUGCCUGGAGGUCUAUCGCACAAUCUCCCUGCCUAUGGGGAGGCAACUGCGUCGCCCUCGACUUACUGAACACAUUAGCCAAAUCCCCAUACUCAGGGGGAACGUGCAAUGCGGGCACCUGGUUUGGACUCUCCACCGAGGUAGCCCCUAUGGAAAUGCCUAAACAUCGACCCACACACUGGGCAGACCACUCCAUCAGAGCCCUCUCCUGCCACGAAAUCGAUGGGUUAUGGGUACUCAACCAGGGCAUGCCCAGCACCACCGGAUACGCAGGCGAGUCGAUCAGAAAUAGCUGGAUCAUCUCCUGAUGACCCCCCUGCGCACACAUCCUAAGUGGCGCAGUGACCUCCCUGAUCAAGCCCGCACCCAACGGACGGCUAUCUAGGGCAUGAACGGGGAAGGGAACGUCCACAGGGAGAAGGGGAAUCCCUAAGGCUAAACAAAACUUCUUAUCAACAAAAUUCCCAGCCGUGCCUGAAUCUACCAGCGCCUUAUGCUGGGAAUGAGGUGCUACCUGUGGAAAACGCACAGAUAUACAAAAAUGUGCAACAGAGAGCUCUGGGUGAGUGGGGCGCCUACUCACCUGGAAGGACUCCCCAGUGCGGGACCUGUCGUCCUCUCCCCGAGGAGGCCAUCCCCAGCACCUAGCCGCGGUGUGUCCUCCCCGACCACAGUUGGUGCAGGAGAUGGACCCCCUCGUAAGCCGACCCCUCCUCUCUCUAGCGCCAGCGCCCCCGAGCUCCAUGGGGCACGGCUCGGAGGCGCUGGAGGGUGAAAUGGACGGACCCCCCUCGGAACGUCCGCGGGUAGCUAGCAGGGUAUCCAGCCUGAUGGACAUGUCGACCAACUGGUCGAACGAGAGGCUGGUGUCCCUACAGGCCAGCUCCCUACGGACGUCCUCGCGUAGACUACAUCUGUAGUGAUCAAUGAGAGCCCGCUCAUUCCACCCUGCAUCCGCCGCUAGGGUACGGAACUCCAAGGCAAACUCCUGGGCACUCCUCUUCCCCUGCCUGAGGCCGACCAGACGCUCCCCCGCCGCUUUCCCCUCCGGGGGAUGGUCAAACACCGCCCUGAAGCGGCGGGAGAACUCGUCGUAGGUGAUGGUGUUAGCGUCGAUCCUCCUCCACUCUGCAUUGGCCCAUUCCAACACCUUCCCAGAAAGGCAGGAGAUCAGGGCGGACACACUCUCGUGUCCCGAGGGCGCCGGGUGCACGGUGGCCAGGUAAAGCUCCACCUGGAGAAGGAAUCUCUGACACCCGGCCGCGGUCCCAUCGUAGGCCCUCGGGAGCGAGAGUCGAACUCCUCUGGGUUCCGGAGCGGGAAUAGGCUGAGUGGCCGAUGGUGCGGUUAGGGAGGAUGGCGGUGGAGGAGUCCCUCGGGUCUCCCAGCCUCGGAUGGUGGUGAUCACCUCCUGCAGUGCGGACCCCAUCCGCAGGAUCUGGUCAUCCUGCUCACGGACCCUGUCCUCCAACGUCGCCUGUGCUGCUGCGGCUCCUGCUGAUUCCAUCGAGAAAGGUGUGUGAUUCUGUCAAGGUAGAUGUAGGUGGGUGUGGGUGGAAUCAGGCGCAGGACGCAGUACGUUAGUCCAACAGACUUUAGUGAUGCACAGCAAAACAAACACGAAAUAACUGCCCUGAGGCAAAAGCUCCGCACGUAGGCGAAAACACAAGCGCACAAACAGGUGCGACGAAAUACUCCAAAACUAAGGAGCAAAAUAGCUCAACCGAGCAAACAGUAAUAUUCCAGCCUACCGGCACGACAGUAAAACAAUCACACACAACACUAGACAAACACAACGAGAACUUAUAGGACACUAAUUACACUAAACGAUAACAGGUGUACAACAAUCAGACAAAAGCAAACAAACAUAGAAACAUACAACGGUGGCAGCUAGUAUUCCGGAGACGACGAACGCCGAAGCCUGCCCGAGCAAGGGAGAGAGGCAGCCUCGGCCGAAACCGUGACACAGUUGAACUUGAGGUGAGGAGGACUGUUUCAGGCCCACCAGAAUUACUCCUAUAAUCUUACAAUAUAAUGCUUAUCUUUAUACAAAAUAUUCAGAUCGAAAAUGGAACGAGUUACCCUCCUUCUCUACGUAUAUACAGUGGGGAAAAAAAGUAUUUAGUCAGCCACCAAUUGUGCAAGUUCUCCCACUUAAAAAGAUGAGAGAGGCCUGUAAUUUUCAUCAUAGGUACACGUCAACCAUGACAGACAAAAUGAGGAAAAAAAAUCCAGAAAAUCACAUUGUAGGAUUUUUAAUGAAUUUAUUUGCAAAUUAUGGUGGAAAAUAAGUAUUUGGUCAAUAACAAAAGUUUUUCAAUACUUUGUUAUAUACCCUUUGUUGGCAAUGACACAGGUCAAACUUUUUCUGUAAGUCUUCACAAGGUUUUCACACACUGUUGCUGGUAUUUUGGCCAUUCCUCCAUGCAGAUCUCCUCUAGAGCAGUGAUGUUUUGGGGCUGUCGCUGGGCAACACAGACUUUCAACUCCCUCCAAAGAUUUUCUAUGGGGUUGAGAUCUGGAGACUGGCUAGGCCACUCCAGGACCUUGAAAUGCUUCUUACGAAGCCACUCCUUCGUUGCCCGGGCGGUGUGUUUGGGAUCAUUGUCAUGCCAAAAGACCCAGCCACGUUUCGUCUUCAAUGCCCUUGCUGAUGGAAGGAGGUUUUCACUCAAAAUCUCACGAUACAUGGCCCCAUUAAUUAUUUCCUUUACACGGAUCAGUCGUCCUGGUCCCUUUGCAGAAAAAUAGCCCCAAAGCAUGAUGUUUCCACCCCCAUGCUUCACAGUAGGUAUGGUGUUCUUUGGAUGCAACUCAGCAUUCUUUGUCCUCCAAACACGACGAGUUGAGUUUUUACCAAAAAGUUCUAUUUUGACCAUAUGACAUUCUCCCAAUCCUCUUCUGGAUCAUCCAAAUGCACUCUAGCAAACUUCAGACGGGCCUGGACAUGUACUGGCUUAAGCAGGGGGACACGUCUGGCACUGCAGGAUUUGAGUCCCUGGCGGCGUAGUGUGUUACUGAUGGUAGGCUUUGUUACUUUGGUCCCAGCUCUCUGCAGGUCAUUCACUAGGUCCCCCCGUGUGGUUCUGGGAUUUUUGCUCACCGUUCUUGUGAUCAUUUUGACCCCACGGGGUGAGAUCUUGCGUGGAGCCCCAGAUCGAGGGAGAUUAUCAGUGGUCUUGUAUGUCUUCCAUUUCCUAAUAAUUGCUCCCACAGUUGAUUUCUUCAAACCAAGCUGCUUACCUAUUGCAGAUUCAGUCUUCCCAGCCUGGUGCAGGUCUACAAUUUUGUUUCUGGUGUCAUUUGACAGCUCUUUGGUCUUGGCCAUAGUGGAGUUUGGAGUGUGACUGUUUGAGGUUGUGGACAGGUGUCUUUUAUACUGAUAACAAGUUCAAACAGGUGCCAUUAAUACAGGUAAUGAGUGGAGGACAGAGGAGCCUCUUAAAGAAGAAGAUACAGGUCUGUGAGAGCCAGAAAUCUUGCUUGUUUGUAGGUGACCAAAUACUUAUUUUCCACCAUAAUUUGCAAAUAAAUUCAUAAAAAAUCCUACAAUGUGAUUUUCUGGAGAAAAAAAAUCUCAAUUUGUCUGUCAUAGUUGACGUGUACCUAUGAUGAAAAUUACAGGCCUCUCUCAUCUUUUUAAGUGGGAGAACUUGCACAAUUGGUGGCUGACUAAAUACUUUUUUCCCCCACUGUAUGUAUCUGUAUAGCAGACGCAGUUGCCAUCUGACAUAAAGAAAUACAUGUCGGUGUCGUAGCUUGCCACCGGGAUAUCUCUGUCUCUCUGGGGUUAGGUAUUUUGCUUCUGUUCCUUUAUAUAUAUGAAUAUCAUCAUACAGUGGACACCUAAGCCUAUAGGUCUUUGCAUGCAAUGCCCUGAUACAUUUAGUGCUCAAAUCUCUGACAGCUGAAAUGUGAGGUGGACAAUUAUUGUUUUAGGAAAGUAGCCUAAAAUCCCCUGUCAUGUUGUCCGGUGCCAAAUUUUCCCAAAGGAAACUCUGAAAUGGCAUAUUGUUUUUAUGAAGAUUUUAGAAUAUUCACAUAAAAUUCUGUCACCAAUUGGGUGGAAACCUAGCUAUAGACACCCUAAAGACUCUGGCAAGUGUGCAAGUCCAGUGUCACUUUGAUUAUUCCUGCACAUCAUGGUUCACCAGCAGCCCCAAACAUCUAAAGAAUAAGCUACCAGCCAAACAAGCUUAUAAGAAUUGUACUUAAACUCCCCCCUCAUACUCAUCUGGAGGUUAAGCAUUUUCGGAGCUAAUAUUUUUCCUUCAGAUUUCACAGUUGUCUUGAAAGCUGCGUUCAUAACCAAGUGGGAAGGUGGUAAUUACCAGUUGUGAAGUCGUAAAUACCAGUUGGAUGCAUUCACGUGCUUUGAACUCAUUGAGAAAUGCUGAUUGGCUAAUGGCCAACAAACUGCAUCAACCAUAAACUAAAAAUACAGCUAUCAUGCUUGUCAACAAAUUAUAGUGUUAAAAAACAUAUGAAUAGAUUGUUUUUUAUAAGCAAUGUUCUGUUGUUGCAUUUAACUGCCGGAAAUGCUGUUAUCAAGGUAAUUUCCUUAGUAGGUGACGCUCAGGGAUGAUAUGAGUUUCCCACUAUUAAUUACCAGUUGGAGGGGCUUUCGAGUGGAUUUUUCCCAGUCGUAUGUGGGAAAUACCACAUUCCCACUUGGUUAUGAAAGCAGCAUAAAGCACUGAAGUCGGAUGUCGGAGAUUUCCGAGUUCCCAGGUGUCUUAAACACAGCUUAAGUCUGGUAACGCAGUGUGAUGACAUCAUGACAUGGCGUCUUGGCGACGUCAAAAAUGUUUUGAGAUUUACAUCGUGCUGUAGAAGGAAGGAUAGAUGGCGGAAGUGGAUGCAGAGUUCGAAUCAAGCAGCACGUCGAGCAAAGUUGGUGAAGACGAAUGUUCUGAAUGGACAACAGUAGUAUCGAAAACUGGAACAAAAAGGAAAUUGUCUAAAAUUGGAUUGGAGGAUACGUGUAUGAAUGAUAAUGAAUCGCUUCUUGUUGGGAUGCGGUUGUUGAGUAAGGAGCCUCAAAAGAAUCCGGACAACAGAAGUUUUGUGUUUUGAACUUUGGAGUAGAGCACCCGUCAAAGGAGUCAUCUCAGGGGUGAUGACGGAUGUUAAGGUUGAAUACCUGAAGAGAAUUCCUGGUGUGGUUGGUGAACGGCGUCUGACCCGCUUUGGAGAUACCCGCUGUUUUGUUCCGGAACCUAUUUGACCAGAUCCGAUACCUGUCCUGGCAUGAAAAAUAAUUGACACUUUUUGCAAUGUAAAAAUUCUAAUAAAAGUGAUCAAAGUUCAUUCGAGAUACCUCUUCAUUAAUUCUCCUGCCCCCACAAAAAAAUGUAAUGUGAAAAAGUAGAUUUUAAGCCUGGGUUUAUGGUUUGCGCUACAUUGUAACCUACUGUAUGUCUGAGACCAACGGGUGACCGGGGCGUGAGAAGUGUGCCAAUAUCUCUCACAUAACUAGAAUGAGAUUCCCUUUCUAUGAUCUCUCUCCCUCUCUGCUCUGAUAGACAUGAGCCUGCAACUCUCAUCUCUCCAGCGUUGCACUUCAUCAUUUAUUUCCUUAUAUAAUCAUAGCUACGCGAAAGGUUCUGGAUGAUCUGCAGCACCCCUGAUAAAUUGAAAUACAAAGUUAUAGAAUUACUGCUGUCUGUUUAGAAAUAAAUGAAAUCAUUCAGAAUAGCCUACUACACCAUGAGAAGGCCUAUAAUUUAGCCACAGAGGAUCAAUAGCUUAUUUUUAAAAACAGCCUAGCUGUGGAUUUUAGCCCAAUAACAAGGAAUAGCCUACAGUCUGGAACACGCUGUAAAUCUGUCAGUGAAAAAACAGCACGCAGACAAAUACAAUCGAGGGAAAACACUGGUUGGAAAGCAAUGGCUCCUGCUGAAAAGAGAAGACUAUGCUGUAGGCUACCAAAAUAUUUGAUCAACUUCCAAAUAUUGUUUUUACAAAAGAGAGAGAGAGAUAGGCUUUUGGCACGAGCACAUCGACAAUCACCAGCGAGUGAGCUGCGCAUCAUUGGGUAAGUCAGUGAAACUGGAAAGCAUUUUUAGGACUAUCAUUUCCUCCCAAUAUUGUAGCCUACAAUAUGUGUCUCCACACACCUAGGCCUAGGCUAUUAAUGGAUUCAAGACAAGGUUAUUUUUAUUGAUCUCAAUUUGUCAGUGUCAAAGUAGCCUGCCAUUUCGAUCAUUUGUGCGGUAUUAAAAAAGAUUCUGCCAAAGUCUCCAGUCAUUUAAAAUUUGAUUUGAUUUGCAUGAAAUCCGUUUAUAAAAGGCCCAACAUUUUUCGGACCCUAGGCUACUAAAAAUGUUCCCAAUGUGUGCAUCUUCUGUAAGUGUCUCUACUCUACUCUGUGCCACUACACAAAUGUGAUGAUAUGCAUGCAAUGCUUUAUUAUAAAGGUGAUUUUCUUUUUCUCAUGCGUUCCUAUACCUCAGAACUCCCCAGGUCACCCCCCUCUAGCGCACACUUUUUGUUCCGGCACCUCCCUAUUAACAAAUUAAGCACUGCUUAUUGCCAUUAGCCCAUAGAAACGCAUUAAAUAACAUAUUCAUACAUGGCAAAACAGAUUGUAAAAAAAAAAGUCAAAAGGAAGUAUGUUUUGAAGUGUCUGAGAGAUAUAAGAAAUCACAGGAAAUCAUUAUUAUACUUUGUUUUUACCCAUAUUUACCCUCUUUUUUUGUUGGCACUAAACUUCCAUACUUCCAUUCAUUUUUAAAACUGGUAUGGGGUUACCGUCAGACGAGUCUUGUGAGUUUUGUGGGUGUUAUAGAGUGUGUUCGUGAGACUCUCUGCUUUCGAUGAUGGGGUCAUAGUAGUUUAUAGCCCAAACCGUUCACUACAGACAGAAGUUGACACAUCAGUGGUACCGACUUCAGACGAGUCCAGUGAAGCUUGUGGGGGUCAUAGAGCAAAAACAACUGACAUGUAACCUUUGCUACAGAGGUUUUAGAGAGAAGAUCGAUUUCUGGGAUAUCUCCUGGUCUGCCAAACACAGCUACAGCUCUGACACCUUCCACCACAGAUGUGGAAGGCCGACAUCGGUGGAUGUGGUGGAUUGAGACGCAGCCCAUGCAAAAAACAGAUACAGUAUCUCUAGUUUAAACAGUCAAAUGUUGAUGAGGAUUUUGUUAUGUUAAUUAGAUUCCCACGUGCGAGCCGACAUUGACUCUAGCGGGUUAAGAGAGGAAUCCUGACUUGAGACGCACCCACAAAAUUCUUCCUCAAACUUCAGCACACAUCUUGUACUGAUAUCAGUGCAUGAUUUCUGCUAAAUGUAGCCCAGAGGCCGGCAGAUGGCGAUAUUGACUAAUUUCAGGGUGUCGAUUUCCUCCUUUCCUCCAAAAUGCAUAAAACCGGCUGUAUUUCUGUAUUUUUAAUGUGCUAUGUCUUGAAAAUUGUAUUGCUAACAUGCAAAUCAUUUUGGGACUAUAUCAACAAUGGACUAAUUAAACAAAUACCAAAAUAUACACUAUAGAUACAAAAGUAUGUGGACACCCUUUCAAAUUAGUGGAUUCGGCUAUUUCAGCCACACCCGUUGCUGACUGGUGUAUAAAAUCAAGCAAACUGCCAUGCAAUCUCCAUAGACAAACAUUGGCAGUAGAAUGGCCUUACUGAAAAGUUCAGCGACUUUCAAUGUGGCACAGUCAUUGGAUGUCACCUUUCCAACAAGUCAGUUUGUCAAAUUUCUGCCCUGCUAGAGCUGCCCCCGGUCAACUGUAAGUGCUGUUAUUGUGAAGUGAAAACGUCUAGGAGCAACAACAGCUCAGCCGAGAAGUGGUAUGAGUGCUGAAGCGCUUAGUGCGUAAAAAUCGACUGUCCUCGGUUGCAACAUUAACUACUGAGUUCCAAACUACCUCUGGAUGCAACGUCAGCACAAGAACUGUUGGUCGGAAGCUUUAUGAAAUGGGUUUCCAUGGCCGAGCAGCCGCACACAAGCCUAAUAUCACCAUGCGCAAUGCCAAGCGUCGGCUGGAGUGGUGUAAAGCUCGCAGCAGUGGAAAUGCGUUCUCUGAGUGAUGAAUCAAGCUUCACCAUCUGGCAGCCCGACGGACGAAUCUGGGUUUGGCGGAUGCCAGGAGAACGCUACCUGCCCCAAUGCAUAGUGCCAAAUGAAAAGUUUGGUAGAGGAGGAAUAAUGGUCUGAGGUUGUUUUUCAUGGUUCGGGCUAGGCCCCUUAGUUCCAGUGAAGGGAAAUCUUAACGCUACAGCAUACAAUGACAUUCUAGACGAUUCUGUGCUUCCAACUUUGUGGCAACAAUUUGGGGAAGGCCCUUUCCUGUUUCAGCAUGACAAUGCCCCCGUGCACAAAGCGAGGUCCAUACCGAAAUGGUUUGUCGAGAUUGGUGUGGAAGAACAUGACUGGCCUGCAUAGAGCCCUGACCUCAACCCCAUCGAACACCUUUGGGAUGAAAUGGAAUGCAGACUGCGAGCCAGUCCUAAUCGCUCAACAUCAGUGCCCUACCUCACUAAUGCUCUUGUGGCUGAAUGGAAGCAAGUCCCCGCAGCAAUGUUACAACAUCUAGUGGAAAGCCUUCCCAGAAGAGUGGAGGCUGUUAUAGCAGCAAUGGGGGGACCAACUCCAUAUUAAUGCCCCUAAUGAUUUUGGAACGAUAUUUUAGACGAGCAGGUGUCCACAUACUUUUGGUCCCGUGUAGCUCAGUUGGUAGAGCAUUGCAUUUGCAACGCCAGGGUUGUGGGUUCGAUUCCCAUGGGGGGCCAGUAUGAAAAAAAAAUGUAUGCACUCACUAACUGUAAGUCGCUCUGGAUAAGAGCGUCUGCUAAAAUGACUAAAAUGUAAAUGUAGUGUAGUUCACUUUCAGUCAGUCAACUUCGGUAUAACAUACUAUGGGGAGUCGCACUCUAGCGACUUUGGUUGAAGGAUCUACAAUCAUGCCUAACAAGGCCAAUGAAAUCCGCGCCUCACUGGAAGCCCCGCCUUCCACAGGUUGGAUUCAUUCCUUCAAUUAUUCCACUCUUCACUUUGGUGUGAACAGGAACGAUUUCACGCUACUAAAACAAACAUUUGGAAAACGAGACUGUCUUACAUUGUGCCAACUAAACUGUCCCAUAGAGGUAGAGCGUGCUCACACUAUGGACUUUGUGUGCUGAAGGUUGUACUUGUUCUCAUAAGUUUUCUAAUCACAAACAAUUUGUUAUUCUUUAAUUUACUGAUGCAAUGAGUAAGAUGGCUAAGAAAACAACUGAGAUGACGAUGGCUAAGCCGGGUUCGGGGUCGAGAUCAUUCCCCCAGUCAUGCAGUUAUAGCAUUUCUCUGAAAGAUACUCAUGAUCUAUGAGUAGUUUGUCUCGGCUUGGAGAACGCGAGUCUGUGUGCGCAUUGCCACGUACUACAGUGAGGGAAAAAAGUAUUUGAUCCCCUGCUGAUUUUGUAUGCAUGCCCACUGACAAAGAAGUGAUCAGUCUAUAAUUUUAAUGGUAGGUUUAUUUGAACAGUGAGAGACAGAAUAACAACAAAAAAAUCCAGAAAAACGCAUGUCUAAAAUUUUAUAAAUUGAUUUGCAUUUUAAUGAGGGAAAUAAGUAUUUGACCCCCCUCUCAAUCAGAAAGAUAUCUGGCUCCCAGGUGUCUUUUAUACAGGUAACGAGCUGAGAUUAGGAGCAUACUCUUAAAGGGAGUGCUCCAAAUCUCAGUUUGUUACAUGUAUAAAACACACCGGUCCACAGAAGCAAUCAAUCAAUCAGAUUCCAAACUCUCCACCAAGGCCAGGACCAAAGAGCUCUCCAAGGAUGUCAGGGACAAGAUUGUAGACCUACACAAGGCUGGAAUGGGCUACAAGACCAUCGCCAAGCAGCUUGGUGAGAAGGUGAUAACAGUUGGUGCGAUUUAUUCGCAAAUGGAAGAAACACAAAAUAACUGUCAAUAUCCCUCGGCCUGGGGCUCCAUGCAAGAUCUCACCUCGUGGAGUUGCAAUGAUCAUGAGAACGGUGAGGAAUCAGCCCAGAACUACACGGGAGGAUCUUGUCAAUGAUCUCAAGGCAGCUGGGACCAUAGUCACCAAGAAAACAAUUGGUAAUACACUACGCCGUGAAGGACUGAAAUCCUGCAGCGCCCGCAAGGUCCCCAUGCUCAAGAAAGCACAUAUACAUGCCCGUCUGAAGUUUGCCAAUGAACAUCUGAAUGAUUCAGAGGAGAACUGGGUGAAAGUGUUGUGGUCAGAUGAGACCAAAAUGGAGCUCUUUGGCAUCAACUCAACUCGCCGUGUUUGGAGGAGGAGGAAUGCUGCCUAUGACCCCAAGAACACCAUCCCCACCGUCAAAUAUGGAGGUGGAAACAUUAUGCUUUGGGGGUGUUUUUCUGCUAAGGGGACAGGACAACUUCACCGCAUCAAAGGGACGAUGGACGGGGCCAUGUACCGUCAAAUCUUGGGUGAGAACCUCCUUCCCUCAGCCAGGGCAUUGAAAAUGGGUCAUGGAUGGGUAUUCCAGCAUGACAAUGACCCAAAACACACGGCCAAGGCAACAAAGGAGUGGCUCAAGAAGAGGCACAUUAAGGUCCUGGAGUGGCCUAGCCAGUCUCCAGACCUUAAUCCCAUUGAAAAUCUGUGGAGGGAGCUGAAGGUUCGAGUUGCCAAACAUCAGCCUCGAAACCUUAAUGACUUGGAGAAGAUCUGCAAAGAGGAGUGGGACAAAAUCCCUCCUGAGAUGUGUGCAAACCUGGUGGCCAACUACAUGAAAUGUAUGACCUCUGUGAUUGCCAACAAGGGUUUUGCCACCAAGUACUAAGUCAUGUUUUGCAGAGGGGUCAAAUACUUAUUUCCCUCAUUAAAAUGUUAAUCAAUUUGUAACAUUUUUUACAUGAAUUUUUCUGGAUUUUUUUGUUGUUAUUCUGUCUCUCACUGUUCAAAUAAACCUACCAUUAAAAUUAUAGACUGAUCAUUUCUUUGUCAGUGGGCAAACGUACAAACUCAGCAGGGGAUCAAAUACUUUUUUCCCUCACUGUACAUACAAACUCCCUGGAAAGAUGUGUAGCAUUCUUGAGGAAGCUUGGAAUUAACGAUGGCAACUUUCCUUUCCCGGAUACCGGUACCUCGGCUGGGACUGAAGUGCAGGAAGCGGAGAUGGAUUGGGUGGUGGAAGCAAAUGUAUUACUGCCUGGGCGUGGGGUAUGCUUUGGCUGCAUGUGCUCAACCUGGUGUGCUGUCGCCAGUUAUGGGAGGCUACUCAAAGAGAGAGGGUGGCCAGGUUCGGUGGGUACCCCCUGCCACCUGUGUCUGCCUUUCUUCCCAGACGUAUUAUUGAUGAUCCGGUCCUACGUGGACUUUCGAGACCAGGCUAUCUAAAUGAGCGCUACACAGUGUGCUAGCCAGAUUAGCUAACUUGGCGAGCUAGCUAUUACUAGCUAUUGCUGCCUCCCCACAGUGGAGUUGCUGGGUAGCUAUCUUGUUUAUUAUACGUAGCGUUAAGUGGCUUAGUUAUUCUAUACGCACUGUGCUGUGGCCAAAGAGCCUAGCUAGCCUAGAUUAUGCUAAAAAGUCUCCUAGCUAACGUUGGCUAGCAUGCUUCCGGGAGUGAAACUUACUAGCUUUCCCCCGGUGUUAUGGCAACCCCAUUCCUGUUUUCAGUUCCUGGGGUUGGAGGGAGUGAAGGAGUGACCAGUGCACCCCUCCACAAAAACAUUACUGUGACGGGAUACUACAUCAGUCAUUGCCAGAGCCCCCUGUGGCCGUAAAGGGCAGGCUAUACAGUCUCACGGAAGCACAACGUACACUGAGUAUACCAAACAUAAGGAGCACCUUCCUAAUAUUGAGUUGCACCCCCCCUUGUUCUCACUCUUAUCCUGUCUCCACUCAAUGAAGGAAGGUUGUAUGAUCAAUUCUCAUUUCCUAGGCUUCUAGGCCUCUGGCCUAGUAUACAUCUCUUUGUUCAUGCUUUGUCCUGUAAGUUAACGUUAGGACCUAUAUGCUUGGAAUAAUGCCUUGUAAUGCUUGAUAAUGCUUGUAACUUAAGCUUUAUACCUUGUAUGUGAUUGCUUAAUAGGUUAAUUGCUUAGUCUUAUUACAAGUCACAUGUGAGGCAUAUAUAAUAUACUGUGUAUACACAUAUCAAAUAUUAUUUACCACUACAGUAGUUACUCCACAAUACUAACCUAAUUAACAGAGUGAAAAGAAGGAAGCCUGUACAGAAUAAAACUAUUCCAAAACAUGCAUCCUAUUUGCAACAAGGCACUAAAGUAAUACUGCAAAAAAUGUGGCAAAGCAAUACACUUUUUGUCCUGAAUAUAAAGUGUUUUGGAUUUGCCCCAAACAUUACACCACAUUACUGAGUACCACUCUCCAUAUUGUCAAGCAUAGUGGUGGCUGCAUCAUGUUAUGGGUAUGCUUGUAAUCGGUAAGGACUGGGGAGUUUUUCAGGAUAAAAAUUAAACGGAAUGGAGCUAAGCACAUGCAAAAUCGUAGAGGAAAACCUGGUUCAGUCUGCUUUCCACCAGAUACUGGGAGAUCUUACCCAGAAAGACUCAAAGCUGUAAUCGCUGCCAAAGUUGCUUCUACAAAGGAUUGACUCAGGGGUGUGAAUACUUAUGUAAAUGAGAUAUUUCUGUGGUUCAUUUUCAAUAAAUUAGCAAAAAUGUAUACAAACAUGUUUUCACAUUGUCAUGAUGGGGUAUUGUGUGUAGAUGGGUAAGGAAGAAAAAAAUAUCAUCCAUUUUGAAUUCAGGCUGUAACAACAAAAUGUGGAAUAUGUCAAGGGGUAUGAAUACUUUCUGAAGGCACUGUAGCUUCCAGACAUAGAUCAGCAUUCAGACUACUGUACUAUACAAACAGAGAGACAGACAGACUGACAGACAGACAGUGUACAGCAUUUACACACCGUUGUGGGCGUAUUGGAGAGCUGGACUGCUCAACUCCUUGAGAAUGACUUUGUUCGAAAAUAAUUGGAUCACUAAAAACCAAAUGGACUCUCCAGGUGUUUCUCUGUUGUGUGGGUAAUGAAAAGAGAAAUGAACAGAGGUUAGAAUCUUUUCUCCCAUGCUUCUAGUGCAGGGGUGUGCACUAGAAGCCAAGUGUGAGCAGCUACUUAGUAGUGGGUACGCUAGUCAAAGAGACGUAUAUGUCCAGAGUAUCUGUAGUCAUUCUAUAGAUUUUAACUGGCUACAGAGAGAGAUAUUUAACUGGGUCCUGAGCAGUAACGGUGCAUGGGUAAAAUCACUGGGAAGCCAAACCAGAAAAAAAGAGCCAUACUACAACCUAUGUGGUGAUAAAUUCGUUGUUUGCUCUAUAACCUGUUAGUUCAUAUGUCAUAGCCAAUAAGAAAACACAAUGGCAGAAUAAAUUCAACCACACCAAUGUUUCAUCACAAAACCAGAACGCAACGUCUGUCCGGUGACGUCUACAAAGCAUAUUGCAUGUAACAAACAGUUACAUGACCAACAGCAUGGUCAAGCAAGUUAAUGUUUCCGACAUUUUCGGACUACUAAACAACUAUUGAUUUACAACCACAGAGUUACCGCAAGUCGCAAAGAAAACAGGAGCUGCCUCCACUAUUCCAGCACCAUUUCAACUUUAACAUUUCAACAUAUUACCUUUACUUAGUCUAAUACAGUGACAACUAAAAGAUGCCAAAAACAAUUUAGUCCAAUCAACGUAAGCUAAAUAUUAUGUGGCUGUCCAUGGUACUGAUUUCUGUGUGUGCGCGUGCAAGUAACAUGUUGACUCAUCCUACUUGUAGAGAAACGCCAAUACCAUCCGCCUCUCUUUCAUGUUGCCGAAACGGUGUAUGACUCUGCCAUACCGUACACGCUUUUAGUUUUUGUUGUCCUAUGCUACCUGGCUAAAAUGCUUGGUCGCUAGCCUAACUUCCUUUCAUGGGCAACGAUGAGCCAGCUAGUUAACAUUAGCCUACUACAUUUAGCUACAUAUUGAACUUCCAUCCUCUCAGGCAAGGAGCACAAUGUAUGGAUUUAUGGUUGGAUCAGAAUCGCCAUUAUAAUCAUUGGCCAGUAUGGAGAAUUAAGUAAAACCACAAGUCCAAAUCCAUAUCGCCAUCCAUGGCUAAUUUAGGAGAAGGACAAUUUUUGCUAGCUAGCUAGCCACCUGAGGACAACAACACAACGAUAUGUGAUGUGAUUGGUAUGAAGCCAAAUCCAAACUGGCUUCCCUUCACACUUUAUUUAUUAGUCCCGUGUAGCUCAGUUGGUAGAGCAUGGCGCUUGCAACGCCAGGGUUGUGGGUUCGUUUCCCACGGGGGGCCUUUAUGAAAAAAAUAAACAUGUAUGCACUCACUAACUGUAAGUUGCUCUGGAUAAGAGCGUCUGCUAAAUGACUAAAAUGUAAAUGUAUUUGGUUGCACCAGGACCAUUCACAGUUUCGCUCACUCAGUUUUGCUCAACACUGUUUUGCUAUUUUAUUUUAUUUUUUUAUCAAGGGAGGCCAAAUGCUCACUGGCUUCCCUUGCAUUCAAUGCUACGGGUGGCAACAAUGUCAUCCUCUUUUUGACCAGACAGCAUCAGAUAGAUGGAAUACACAUACAGAGACAGAGGGGCGCUGUUUCGCUCGCUUGGAUGCUUUCUCCGGUGAGAUACAUUCAGCCUCUUGCGAGGGGUCACCUCGCUUCCCUUGGCAUCCCUGAAUACGCGCUACUGGUCCUGAUAGAGAGACUUAAGAGGGAUAGUCAUUGUGUUGAAUAUGUUCUGCACCAUUAGUCUGGAGAAUACAGAGAGUAUUAAUACAGGACACACACACGGGAGGAGUGUUUCGCUGUGGACCCCAGCAGCAGUAGUUAUCACAGAGGAGGUUUGGUAGAGAGAGGUAGUACCUUCCUGGUUCUCUAACUCUGGGCGGCAGAGACUCAGACUAAAACAAAUAGUCAUUAAUCUAAAUACGGUGUUUAAUCUAAGUGCACUUUUUGCUGGCGCAACAGUCAAGUGGUUGACCUGAACACACAAGGACGAAUCCAUAUGUCUCUGUUAACUGUCUUAUAUUCAUACUGGGUGUUUUUCUCUGUUUCAGGAUGAAGAAAGCCAAGCAGACCAACUAG